UGAGGUGAUGCCGUGAGAGGGUAAAAAUGAAAAGACUCGCUGGAUCGUCCUCUGGUGCUGUCUGCCGUUUGCACAAGAAUUUUCUCAACUCAGCAGAGUCCGGAGGUAUCUGCCGAAAUGACCUUUUUUUCGGCACCACCGACCAUCAUGAGCUAAGUAGAACGAGACGCGUAACGCGAU
Messenger RNA from Amoebophrya sp. A25, 180 nucleotides. NCBI's taxonomy places the organism in Eukaryota, Dinophyceae, Syndiniales, Amoebophryaceae. The record is from the annotation of a GenBank genome assembly.